Molecule: messenger RNA, 1785 nt
Organism: Gavialis gangeticus (Gharial)
Lineage: Eukaryota; Metazoa; Chordata; Crocodylia; Gavialidae
Gene: SLC35A1
Product: solute carrier family 35 member A1
Exons: 8
Coding region: 47-1063 (338 amino acids)
Biological process (GO): pyrimidine nucleotide-sugar transmembrane transport
Cellular component (GO): Golgi membrane
Molecular function (GO): pyrimidine nucleotide-sugar transmembrane transporter activity
Source: RefSeq, a predicted model, not a curated record
AGCGCGCAGCUCCGGACCCGCGGUCUCGGCAGCUUCCCCGGGCACCAUGGCGCCGCCGAAAGAGAAUGUCACUAUACUGUUCAAGUUGUACUGCCUGACGGUGAUGACUCUAGUUGCUGCAACAUACACCGUAGCCUUACGAUACACAAGAACAGUGGAAAAAGAACUCUACUUUUCAACCACAGCUGUGUGCAUCACAGAAGUUAUCAAGUUAUUCCUAAGUGUGGGCAUUUUGGCUAAAGAAACAGGAAGCUUGGGAAGGCUGAUAUCAUCCUUAAAUGAAAACAUACUGGGCAGUCCUAUGGAAUUGGUAAAAUUAAGUGUUCCAUCGGUGGUGUAUGCUCUCCAAAACAACAUGGCUUUCUUGGCUCUUAGCAAUUUGGAUGCAGCAGUCUACCAGGUGACCUACCAGUUGAAGAUCCCUUGCACAGCCUUAUGUACUGUCUUAAUGCUAAACCGCUCCCUUAGUAAAUUGCAGUGGUUUUCUGUCUUAAUGUUGUGUGGUGGAGUCACUCUUGUUCAGUGGAAGCCUGCUCAAGCUACAAAAGUACAAGUGGAACAGAAUCCGUGGUUAGGGUUUGGAGCUGUAACUAUUGCUGUAUUGUGUUCAGGAUUUGCAGGAGUCUAUUUUGAGAAGGUAUUAAAGAGUUCAGAUACUUCCUUGUGGGUGAGGAAUAUCCAGAUGUACUUGUCUGGGAUUGUGGUGACUUUAGGUGGUGUCUACAUAUCAGAAGGAACUCAAGUUCUUGAGAGAGGAUUUUUCUAUGGCUAUACAUAUUACGUCUGGUUUGUCAUUUUUCUUGCCAGUGUUGGAGGCCUCUACACUUCUGUUGUUGUUAAAUACACAGACAACAUCAUGAAAGGCUUUUCUGCAGCAGCUGCCAUUGUCCUUUCUACUGUUGCAUCAGUGAUGCUCUUUGGCUUACAGAUAACUAUAACCUUUGCACUUGGUGCUGUCCUUGUGUGCAUUUCUAUAUACCUGUAUGGCUUACCACGACAAGAUACCACAAAAAUCCAGCCAUCGGAGCCAAAAAGUUUGAAAGAGAGACUUAUGAAUGUGUGAUGUUUGUCCUAACAAAAAGCAACAGACAAUGGAAACAACAGACUUGAAAUAACUGGAUUUUUUAAACUUAGCCUUAAGUUAGUCGUGGGAAGACUUGACUUAAAAUAAAAACAGAAGUACAUUGGAAUUAAAUGAAGGGUUUCCACGGGAUGAGAGAUUCCAAGCUGGUGAAGGAGUAUUACAUGUAAAAUAUUUUAUUUCAUAUUGGACUAUGAAGAGCCUAUGUAUCUGCAAAGGAGAAUGAAGGAACCAACCAUUGUACAGAAAGAGGAAAAAAGACUGGUUUCUUGUAUAUUUGAUACCGUAUGUAUCAUGUCAUUCGUGGGCAGAAAUGCCCAGAAGCUUCAGAAGAGUAUUUUGUUGCCAAAGCUCCUUCUUAUACUAUUUUGGCAGUGGAUUUCUGAAAAUGUUGGUCUGAUUUUCCUAGGGAAAGAGAAAUUUUCCUAAACCAACCUGCAUAUCUUCUUGAAUACCAACUGGUUGCUUAUUUCUACUGGUAACUUUAAAAAAGAUACCAAGAGUGGACUGUAAAGAGAAAAAAAAAAUAUCAUACUUCAUCUACACUGAACAUGCUUUGGGCAUUACUUUAGUCCAUUUUGGCAAACUUUACAUAUUACAAGAGUCAAAAUUCACAUUAAGAAGACCAUUUGUUUUCCGCUAUGUCUUGAAAAGCAUAGUUGCAAUAUGAACAUAGUAUGCCCUGACAAAACUGUUGUAAAGUG